Messenger RNA from Enterobius vermicularis (human pinworm), 949 nucleotides. Lineage: Eukaryota; Metazoa; Nematoda; Chromadorea; Rhabditida; Oxyuridae. The record is from the annotation of a GenBank genome assembly.
UGUCAGAUCAAUUGAUGUGUUCAAUUGCAGUGUUGAUCUCCAGUUAUUGCUUAUGUUUUAUUGCCGUAGACCGAUAUCGAAGUAUUGUCACCCAAACCCGGAUACCGUGGGAUGUUAAUAAUGCCUACGUUCUAGUGGCUAUAUCUUGGGCAGCUUCAUUUGCUGCAUCAUCACCACUGUACUAUACUCAGGGACUUAAAACGAUUCAGUUCCAUAAUGAUACCUUCUGUGGAAUGUUUUGUGGUGAAUAUAAUUGGCCCAAAAAUAGACGUAUUAAAACUGCAUAUGGCUCUGUGAUAUUUGCUUUUCAGUAUCUUUUUCCAGUGGCUAUUAUGUCAUUUUGUUACUGGAAAAUUCUAAUAAAGGUACGAUCAGACUGGAUUGUUACUGAAGGCUCCAUGUUAACUGAAGCACAGCAGGCACAAGCAUCUGUUAGAAAAAAACGUGUAAUGUAUGUGUUGAUACUGAUGGUUGCUGCUUUUAUGGGUUCUUGGCUUCCGCUGAUGGUUUCUAACUUGCUACGAGAUUUCGGCAUUGCAUCUUUCUUAGACCAACAGACCUAUUUUAAACUUCUGGCUGCGCAUGCCGUUGCAAUGACCUCUGGGCACAGAAAAGAUCUAAAGCGGGAUAUGCUUUGGUUAACAAACGCUCGAAGAGGUAAUCAACUAGGCGUUCUUACUAAAUUUGCUCCGUCACCGUCUGCACAUAUGGUUUAUAGGCGUCUACUGGAAAAUCAUCUUGUCUCCAAUGAUUAUCGACGUCGAACAGUUGGAGACCCGGCAUUCAUUGCUAAUGAACGAGCAUUAGCAGAAAUGUACGCUAACUGUUUUUUAUUAGUGCCUUUAGUAUCUAUAUGCCAUACCGCAACACCGAAUACGGCAAACAAUAAUAAUGAACUGAUGGAACCAAAUGCCAACACUGAUAUUGACACAGUAACUUUACGGUAACA